UUGACUAUGUGACAUUGACAUAUCAAUCAAAUUAUCACUUUCCAUAAUAUCAGAAAUAUUAAAUAAUCAAAAUCAUCGUAAAUCUUAACAAGUUUUCAUUCCCUCUUCAAAUAAUAGCAAAAUUAACAGUAAAUCACAUCACAAAAAAGUAUGACUUGCUGUAUCACUGUGUAUAAACCUUGCAGCGUACCAGUUUGUAUACCGAAUUAUGUGCCGUGUUGCUUAUCAUAUUGUAUGCCCUGCUGUCCAAUGCCUUGUUGUCCAGCACCAUGUCCACCUGCAAGUUGUCCUCCAAAAGAAGAAAAGAGAUCGAUGAAACUGAUACCACCACCAUCUGAGUCGAAGCCGCCCAGAAAAACCAAGAAAAUCUUACCAUGUUAUUACACGAAGCCUACCGAUAAAAGAAAACAAUUCAUAAAAUUUGAUGAGAUUAUACCAAAGAAGCAAACAUCAUGUUCUUCUGUAUGAUACAAUUUCUCACAUUAAAUAUUUAAAUAAAA
Molecule: messenger RNA, 500 nt
Organism: Diorhabda carinulata
Lineage: Eukaryota; Metazoa; Arthropoda; Insecta; Coleoptera; Chrysomelidae
Product: small proline-rich protein 2H-like
Exons: 2
Coding region: 151-468 (105 amino acids)
Source: RefSeq, a predicted model, not a curated record